AUGUCGCACCGAUCUUCCUCAAACAGUACCGCAUUGGCAGACGAUCUGCAUGACAUUAGUCCUAAAACAACGGCGCCAAUCCCCGAGCCCGCACACAGUACAAGCGCACCCAGUACAAGCGCCCCAUUCUCCGCAUCUUCAGAGAGUCCACAAGAUAGAACUAGGACACGACCUCACUCGUCACGCCAUGGCUCGCGCCUCAAGUUCAGAUCUCCUCGGCAAUCUGCUGAUAAUAAUGACCCUCCAGCCUCUCGAACCUCUACACCCAGACGACGUAUGACUAGAUCGAAUGCGUUUAAACCUAUAGAUCGCUUCGAAGAGUUUGAAAACCGGCCAGGGUGGAAGCCGGGUGCUGAACCAGGUGUUGAUCCUUUGAAGCCUGACGGUGGUCAAGAGACGGUACCCACCCUUCACGCAGAGUGCCAAAUCACGGUUGUCGACUUCUCUCAAGACGAGUUAAAGGUACAUGAGUUUGACAAUCAUCAACUCAUCGAAUUUAUCCAAAAGCCACAACCUGAUUGGGUAAAAUGUCGAUGGAUCAAUGUCAAUGGUCUGUCGUGGGACGUCAUUCAAGCCUUGGGUCAACAUAAAGACCUACAUAGGUUGUCAAUUGAGGAUGUCAUGAACCCAAGAAAUCGCACGAAAGCUGAUUGGUAUACUAAUCAUGCCUUCAUUGUUCUCACGUGCCAGAAGCUGGUCCGCAUAGUAGAGGAUGACAGCAGUGACGACAAGAGCAGCCUUGACGAAGAGAGUGAGAAGUCGGUAGGCAAGAAGGCUAGGCGAUGGUUCCGCAGGAAAUCGGAGAAUAGCACGAAAGAGGAGGAUACCGCGCUGGAGAGUGGCACAAAGCAGACGAUGACACCAAAUCAAAGCUUCACGUAUCAACCGACUAAUUUCUCCAAUGUGUUCAACCCGGACACGCUACGUACAUUGCAGAGAUAUCAUGCCUCGCCAAACUCUGCGCGAACAGAAUACAUGGAGAAGAACUCAGCUCUGGUCUCUAGAGGCGUAGCAGUCACUGCUGAGCAGGUUGCUAUGUUCAUAACAUCGGAUAACACGGUAAUUGCCUUCUUUGAGCAAUCGGCUGGUGAUGUAGAGAAACCUAUAUUGGCUCGGUUGGCAAUCCCAACUACAAUCCUAAGGCAAUCCUGCGAUGCAUCAAUGGUUGCACAGGCCAUCAUCGACGCAAUAAUCGACAUGGCUAUACCAGUUACCUCAUGUUAUAUGGAUGUUAUCGAGGAUCUAGAGCUCGACUUUUUUAUAAGCCCCAAGAUCACCGACUGCAAGUUCCUCUACAUCGUGAUUUCUGAAGUCAGCAAAUUAUACAAUCUCAUUAACCCAAUCCAAACGCUUAUCGGUGCGCUCCGCGACCACAAGACAAAGCUGAGCGAUACCGCCACAGCGAGGGAACUACAGAAUCCCAACGAAGGAGUCAUCAUCUCACCAAUGACUUGCACCUACUUGGGCGAUGUGUACGAUCACUGUUAUCUCAUUACGGAGGGUCUCAAUCAGAUCAAAGAGCUGGCUAAUCACAUGAUUAACCUCACCUUUAAUACUGUUUCGACCAACCAAAACGAGAGCAUGAAACAAUUGACUAUGGUUACCAUCAUAUUCCUGCCGUUAACAUUCUUGACUGGAUACUUCGGCCAGAACUUUGAGCACUUUGCGCCGAUAACAGGCGAUGUUUCGUACUUCUGGUGGAUUGCAAUUCCCGUCAUGGUAGCAACAAUUCUAAUCUUGAUGCGCCAUACUAUAUUUGCCUGGGUGGUUAGGAUCCGACAGCGAAACGACGUCAGGAGCAUCAGAAGGAAACAGGAACUCAAGAGGGCCCGGACACGUGCCUUGAUGAUAAAAAAAUCAAAAGAGAACAAUCAAUUUUGA
Messenger RNA from Daldinia vernicosa, 1881 nucleotides. RefSeq lists its product as uncharacterized. Gene Ontology annotation, biological process: metal ion transport; transmembrane transport. Gene Ontology annotation, cellular component: membrane. The transcript is spliced from 4 exons. Bases 1 to 1881 code for a protein of 626 amino acids. The record is from RefSeq and is a predicted model, not a curated record. NCBI's taxonomy places the organism in Eukaryota, Fungi, Ascomycota, Sordariomycetes, Xylariales, Hypoxylaceae. Gene Ontology annotation, molecular function: cobalt ion transmembrane transporter activity; magnesium ion binding; cobalt ion binding.